AAUGCACCAGAACUGACACCAGACUCAGCGUCUUCAAUAUAAAUCCCAGAAAUCUCUCAAAGGGGAUGAUUUUAUUUCUGCUACUGUCACCUCUUUUCCUUUCAUGAUUUCAUUUCUCACCUUCUUGACCCAGAAAUUCUCAUCUUUGAAGUCAGUUUCCCCUUCAUUUGUUCACUGGUCCGAGUAUUUGUAAGGAUCACUGAGCUUCUGGUGUCUGAUUUUUUGAGGUUUUUCGUUUUGAAAUUUUCCUGAUCCCAUUUCUCUUUUUGGUUUCUGGAAAAGUUUUGUGGUAGAUUGGACCAUUUUGAUUAGUUCCUACUACUUGUUUUUCCCAUUUGGAGCGGAAAAAGGGGCCAGUUUUAGAGUACCCUGUUUCCUGCACAUUAUUUUACGUGCACUCUGCUUUUUUUCCGAGAAAAUUCCUAGAACCAUGGAGAAAAUGCAAGAAAACAAUCUCCAAUUCUCGUUCCAACAUGGUGUGGACAUCAGAUCCUCACUAUCACAGCUCCUAUUGACAAGUGGCUCCAACACCUUGGAUUCGAUUUUCUCCCACUGUCCGCCAUCAACCUCCGUCACCAACCCAGUUCUGGAGCCACUGGGAUCUUCUGUGUAUCUCCGGCAGAGAGAUCUUCUUCAGAAAUUCAGCGAAGAAAGCAGAGCGAGUGGGAGAAUUACAAGCAAUUCAUUGACGAGCUCACUUCAUCAUUCUCAAUUUCUGAAUCCAUGUAAGAAAAAGCUGUACAGGGGAGUGAGGCAGAGGCAUUGGGGGAAGUGGGUGGCUGAGAUUAGACUCCCUCAGAACAGAAUGCGAGUGUGGUUGGGCACUUUCGACACUGCCGAGGCUGCAGCUUAUGCCUACGACCGCGCAGCCUACAAGCUCCGAGGCGAAUACGCGCGCUUGAAUUUCCCCAACCUGAGGGACGCGAGCAAGCUCGGAUUCGGAGACUGCGCCAGAUUGAACGCUUUGAAGAGCUCCGUCGAUGCCAAAAUUCAGGCCAUUUGCCAGAAAGUGAAAAGGGAGAGAGCCCAUAAGACUACCAAAAGGAAGAGCACUAAUACCGGUGGUGAAGGUGGUGGUGGUGAAAGCACUGGCGGCGGUGAGAAGGCGGUGAAAGUGGAUUCAUCUCCUUCAUCAUCAUCGAUAACAGCAUCGCCACUAGUUGGUGGCGACACCCACAGUUGGGGUAGCGAAAUGCUGUCACCAAGCGUUUCUGAAGAUGAGUUCUGGAAAGGUGAGAACUCGCCGGCCUCUCUCUCCGCGGACGGCCCGAUGUUAGUGGGGGCCCUGGGGGCGGGGGAAACAGAGUCGGAAGGUUGCGCUCUGGCGAGGCUGCCGUCGUAUGACCCUGAGUUGAUCUGGGAAGUCCUUGCUAAUUAAGAAACAUCAUUUUCUUCUCUCAACCUCAAUCGUGAAUGUAAAUGGUAGUUUUGACUAUGAUGUAGUAGUAAAUUUGCUUUCUUGUCGUUUGUGUGUUUGAUUUUGGAGUAUCAAUUUAUGUAGUAGAAGUAUGUUAUUUACUAGGUGAUUGUAUGAGUUUUCUGGGGGUUUUUCUUUUGCCCGAUGCUUAGUUUGUUUUGUGACCUUUUUGGAAUGACUCACUGUUUGCCUUUGUGUUGA
Vitis riparia (riverbank grape) is the source of this 1618-nucleotide messenger RNA. RefSeq names its product ethylene-responsive transcription factor ERF061. Gene Ontology annotation, biological process: regulation of DNA-templated transcription. Gene Ontology annotation, molecular function: DNA binding; DNA-binding transcription factor activity. Bases 431 to 1378 code for a protein of 315 amino acids. The transcript has a single exon. Lineage: Eukaryota; Viridiplantae; Streptophyta; Magnoliopsida; Vitales; Vitaceae. The record is from RefSeq and is a predicted model, not a curated record.